GUAUUGAAUGGCGGGGCAGGCUCGAGGGGCUGAAUUGCCUACCCAUGCUCCUAGUUUUUAUGUUCUUAUGAAGAGAUUUAUAAAUGAACAAAGAAAUUUCAAUACUUCGGGAGCUGGGGACCAGUGUGAUUAAGUGAGAAAUAAUCAGCUCUGGGCAGGAUGUGAGUGACAAGGUUGGAGCUUGUCUUAGGGUUAGCUGAAGAGUUCGUGAGAACAGCAUUGCAGAAGUCCACAUUUGAAUUGAAAUUUGAAGCUCAGCUCAAGUUUGAAGAUGAUACCAUGGUUACACACUGUUGAGUUCAACUUGAGCAAGCUGAUCGAGAGGAGAGCAGGAGCAGAGGCUAAGAUACGAAGUUUCUGGUGGGCUGACUUCAGUGUUCUCACAGCAAAGAUAGUGAUAUUAAAAUUUUCUUGAAUAAGGAAAAAUUUAAGAGCAUUCUUGUGGGUUGAGGUGGAACUGGAACCAAGGGGAGGCUUUUUAAGUGAAUUCAUCAUCCAGCAGGUGCGGAACAUGUGUGGCUUGAGCAAGUAGGAGUUCACUAUCCAGUUUUAUUCAAUGGGUUGUACAAUAGAUGAAAAAAGCUGGAAACGUUUUAAAAGAAAAUUGUGAACAGAUUGAGAGAACUGUAGGUUCUGUUGGGUGCGCAGAAUGAGCACCCUCCUGUGCAUCUAUUUUGUGACAUGUUUGCUUCUUUUAAGAAGUCACUGGUUGCUUUAAAAGAUAUGGAAUUAAUUAUGGAGAAAUUUUCAAUAUAAUUAGCGACAUUGCAAGUUACUUAAAACAGAUCCCGUUCGAAAGACAUCCAUCAGGUAAGGCCAGGGUAUAAGGAAUGUUGUGUUCCUUAUUAGUGUAUGAUGGACUGGCAUCCCGUUCUGGGUGUACCCUGCCUAAUGCCCAUUGCGUCGGGAUAGGCUCUGACUCCCCGUGACCUUGAAUUGGAUGAAGCAGUUCUGGAAGAGUGAGUGUUCCUUAUUAAUGAAAAGAAUAUUGGGUCAAAACAGCUUUUUGAUACUGAAUAUAGAUUUGUUGAGGCAGGUUCUAGUUUAGCAUUUUGAUUGUCAAAUCAUACUGAAGAAAUUAAAGUUUCAGUGCUGCUUUUGGUAUAUUGCAGAGAUUUAACCUACAGUAAUCUGCUUUUGUUUUCUCUCAACUUCAACAUGGAAAAUUAUGUUCAUUUAAGGCACAGCCAAGAUCAUUAAAUAACUUAGACCAGCCACAGUUACUGAUGUGAAUUGUCAUACGAAUCACCAUUAGGGAAAAGAUGUAUUGCAAAUGACAAUUUUAAAACACCUGCAUUCUCUUAUACUUUGUAAGAAUAAGUACAUAAAACAGAUUAUCUCAUCAUUAUCACAUUACUGUUUUGUGGGAGCUUGAUGUAGGAUAUGUAACAGCCAACUUGCUCACAUUACUAGUGACUACAAUUCAAAAGUGCUUCAUUGGCUGAAUGACACCUAGAACGAUGGAACGAUUAGCAAGAAGACUUUUUAAGGGAGUUUUAUUCAUGGAGGUUGCAGGAGUAGCUGGAGCAUACUGGCUGUUUCGUAGGAUGAAUGCCAGUCAAGAGUUCAGACAUACAGUAAAUAGAAGGUUUCCUUCCAUUUUAGAAGUUUAUUAUAAAUCCAAUGAAUGGGCAGGAAUUUAUGGAAUCCGAGAACAGGAUCAGGAAACCUGGUCCAACAAACAUAACCAGUAAAUAUUUUCUUGGCCUUGAAUUUCUUCUUCUGCUUACGUAGUGUUUGGGCAUCUUUGCCUCUGAUCCAAGCAUCACGAUCAGAUUCCCACUGAAGCUGCUUCACACCUGGGGAAAUAACAUGUUUGAAACUCAGUAGUGAGCCACCAUUAAAAUUCCAAAUGGCAAAGCUUCUACAAUGGAUAAAUCUAUAUCGUUAGUACCUAGCCAAUGGGAGAAUGUGAUAUCUUGACAGAAUAAUUAAGAUCAAAAGGAUGGAAUCAGAAUUUCACGGAUGUAAAUAAAAUCUUUUCAACAUGUUAUACUGAAAAUUUCAAAAAUGGAGAGUACAGCUUUGUAUGCUUAAGUCAAAAAUUGCAAGUUAUUACUAUUGACUCAAAGUACUUUGCUUUUUCUCUUUGUACUGAUAGCAGUUACUUACUUGCUUUAUCUUUGUUUGCCAUUGCAUUUAUGCCAAUGUUGUCAAACUUUGAUCCAGCAUUUUCAUCCAGCAGAUAGCCAAACUGUAAAAGGACAAAAUAAGUUUAUUUAAAGCACUGCAAAAACCCAUUGCAUCAAAAUAAUUUUUCACCCCUGCUUCAUUAAAUGGCACCAAUUAUUU
Carcharodon carcharias (great white shark) is the source of this 2292-nucleotide messenger RNA. Its product is annotated as protein CEBPZOS-like. Bases 1446 to 1694 code for a protein of 82 amino acids. The record is from RefSeq and is a predicted model, not a curated record. NCBI's taxonomy places the organism in Eukaryota, Metazoa, Chordata, Chondrichthyes, Lamniformes, Lamnidae. The transcript is spliced from 5 exons.